GUUUACUUCGAUUUUAAUAUUUAAGGCUUUAUUUUCGGCCAUGUAUUGACACCGUGAAGACGUUUCUUUGGAACAAAUGUAUUUAAUUACUAUUCUUGGAUUGUUAUCAACAAAAUCAUUUGGAAUUAAUGCUUUAUAAGCGCAUCUGGGAUGACAAAGAGAAUAGGAUAUCGAGACUGGAGAUGGCUGGCUUUAUGGUGGCAUCAUUUCUUUCUCUUGUGGAAUAUAACAUACGGACAGACUCGUUACAGCAUCCCAGAGGAACUAAAGCAAGGAUCUGUGGUAGGAAAUCCAGCGAAAGAUCUGGGCUUAGGACUGUCGGACAUUAUCCACCGUAAGCUCCGCGUAGCGUCUGAGGCUGGUGAGCAGUAUUUCACUGUGGAUGCGGGGAAGGGCGAGCUGGUGGUGAAUGACAGAAUAGACAGAGAGGCUCUAUGUGGACAAGGCGUCAGCUGUGUGUUGCCUCUGCAAGUGGUUAUGGAAAACCCUUUGCAGUCCUAUCGAAUUGAGGUGGAAAUAAGAGACAUAAAUGACAAUUCUCCUGGUUUUCUAACGGACGAGUUAAACCUGAAAAUACCAGAGUCAGUUGCGCUUGGAAGACGUUUUCCUUUGGAGAGCGCAGAGGACCAUGAUGUUGGAAAUAAUGCGUUAAAAACGUAUUCUCUCAGCAAAAAUGACUACUUCUCUUUGAAGUUUAAAGAAAUUAAAAGUGGUAAAACUGUCCCUGAAUUGGUGUUAGAGAAGCCACUGGACCGAGAAACGAAUGCUUUCCAUCAUCUGGUUUUGACGGCACUAGAUGGUGGAACUCCAGUCAGAUCAGGGGUCUGUAAAAUUAUCAUUACUGUGAUUGAUAAUAACGAUAACUUUCCAGUGUUUAGCGAAAAUUUGUACAAAGUCUCUUUAAAGGAAAACAGCACUAAAGGAACGUUUGUAAUCAAACUCACAGCUACAGAUGCUGAUGAUGGUCUUAACGGUGACGUUAGAUAUUUAUUCGGGUCUCGCACUUCAGAUUCCGUCUUGUCAGUUUUUGACAUCAAUGACGCAACAGGAGAUAUCGUAUUAAAAGGAAUUUUAGAUUAUGAGAUUUCAAAAUCAUACCUCAUAGAUAUAACCGCUAAAGACAAAGGCAGCCCUGAAAUGGAGGGUCACUGUCGUGUACAGGUGGACGUGGAAGAUAUAAAUGACAAUGCACCAGAAAUUGUGCUGACUUCAAAUCCAAGUCCUGUGCGCGAAGACGCUCCAAGUGGCACAGUGGUCGCUUUGAUCAGUGCACGAGACCUCGACUCUGCUGAUAACGGUAAAAUAACAUUAAAACUGACCAAUAGCUCUCCUUUCAGUUUAAAACCGUCCUUCUCUAAUAAUUACGCACUGGUCACAAGUAGCACAGUGGACAGAGAGAAGUGCUCGAUCUAUAAUAUUGAAGUCACAGCCACAGACUCAGGUUCUCCUCCUCUGUCCAGUAAAACAACGAUACCGGUCAGCAUCAUUGAUGUCAAUGACAACCCUCCUGUGUUCACUCAGCCGGCGUAUAACGUUUAUUUAAAAGAGAACAAUGUUCCAGGCUCCAUCCUCCACUCAAUGUCAGCAUCUGACCUGGAUUUAGGCGACAACGCUAAAAUCUCUUACUCUAUACUGGACUCUAAAGUGCAGGACGUGUCCGUCUCCUCCUAUGUUUACAUCAACUCCGAUAACGGCAGCAUCUACAGCAUGCACUCGUUUGACUACGAGAAGCUGAAGGUGUUUCAGAUCCAGGUUCAGGCAAAGGAUCAGGGCUCUCCGUCUCUGAGCAGCAACGCCACCGUCCAUGUUUUCAUCCUGGACCAGAACGACAACGCCCCCGCUGUCAUUUACCCCUCCUCCGCUGCCCUGGGCUCCCUCUCUCAUCAGAGGAUGCCCCGCUCCGCUAAAGCUGGCCACCUGGUUACCAAGGUAACGGCCGUGGACGCUGACUCGGGCCAUAACGCCUGGAUCUCCUACAGACUGGCGGAGGCCACAGACGCCUCUCUGUUCACGGUCAAUCUGUACACAGGGGAGGUGAGGACUAAACGCGCUGUGUCCGAGCAGGACGACUCCUCUCAGAGGCUGCUCAUAGAGAUCAAGGACGACGGGGAACCGGUCCAGUCCUCCACCGUCACGGUGUCCAUCCUGCUGGAGGACGGCCUCCAUGAGCCCAUCCUAGAUCUGCGGCACAAGUUGUCGGAGCCCAGCAGGAAAACUGGGAGAAUCACGCUUUACCUGAUUCUGUCUCUGGCCUCGGUGUCCGUGCUGUCUCUGGUGACUUUCCUCAUCUUAGCGGUUAAAUGCAUCAGGAGCAGCAGAAGCAGCGGCAGCUGCUGCAUGAGGCGCAGCGACUGUGAUGACUACAAGAACCCCAACAGAAACCUGCAGAUUCAGCUCAACACCGAUGGACCUAUAAAGUACGUGGAGGUCCUGGGAGGAGACAUGUUGUCUCAGAGUCAGUCCUUCAGGUCGUGUAUGUCUCCGAUGUCCGAGUACAGUGAUUUCACGUUGAUUAAGCCGAGCAGCACCACAGACUUUAAGGAGGUGAUCAGUGUUCUGGAUGCGUCUUUACCCGACAGCACCUGGACCUUUGAGAGCCAGCAGGUGAGCAUGUGAAAUUGGCAUACAUUAAUAAGGA
Messenger RNA from Betta splendens (Siamese fighting fish), 2638 nucleotides. Its product is annotated as protocadherin gamma-C5-like. Gene Ontology annotation, cellular component: plasma membrane. The record is from RefSeq and is a predicted model, not a curated record. The transcript has a single exon. Gene Ontology annotation, biological process: homophilic cell-cell adhesion. NCBI's taxonomy places the organism in Eukaryota, Metazoa, Chordata, Actinopteri, Anabantiformes, Osphronemidae. Gene Ontology annotation, molecular function: calcium ion binding. The coding region runs from base 151 to 2616 and encodes 821 amino acids.